Messenger RNA from Gossypium arboreum, 6772 nucleotides. RefSeq names its product 1-phosphatidylinositol-3-phosphate 5-kinase FAB1A-like. Gene Ontology annotation, cellular component: endosome membrane. Gene Ontology annotation, molecular function: ATP binding; 1-phosphatidylinositol-3-phosphate 5-kinase activity; metal ion binding. The coding region runs from base 499 to 6033 and encodes 1844 amino acids. The record is from RefSeq and is a predicted model, not a curated record. The transcript has 14 exons. NCBI's taxonomy places the organism in Eukaryota, Viridiplantae, Streptophyta, Magnoliopsida, Malvales, Malvaceae. Gene Ontology annotation, biological process: phosphatidylinositol phosphate biosynthetic process.
UAAAAUGUAAUACCAUUCAACUAAAAAGAAAAGGACAGUUUGUAUUUAUGAAAAUUAAUCUAGAAAAAGUUAAAAUCUAAAAAUACUUAAAAAAUCAAAUAAACGAGGAAAUGGAUACAACAAAAAGCAGACUUUCAGAGAAAAGAAAAAAAAAAACGUUAAUCGAAGAAGAAAAUAAGAAGCGAAAUUAAAGUCUGGCGGCGAACCAUUUUUGAUUUCGAUUCUUCUCUUUCUGCAGUUCCAAUGGUUUAUAAGUGCCAGUUCAUUGAUUGUUGGAUUUCUUUGUUUAUUGGAUCGAGCAGUGAAGAGAAGUUGUCAGUAUAACUGACGAAGGGGGAAAAAAGGAGCAAGAGAUUGUAUUAGGGCUUCGGAUGUUGGAAUUUGAACUUUGAAGUGCUAGUAUUUCAGGUAUUGGGGGUAGUCAACUCCUGUGGUUGUGGUUGGGAGUGUGGAGAAUGAAUGAAGUAUGAUGACUGGGAUUAGAUGGAAUAGUUGUCGAUGGGCUCCCCUGACAACAAACUAUCUGACCUGGUUGAUAUAGUUAAGUCGUGGAUACCUUGGAGGACUGAGCCACCGAAUGUGUCAAAGGAUUUUUGGAUGCCUGAUCAUAGUUGUAGGGUAUGCUACGAGUGUGAUUCCCAAUUUACAGUAUUUAAUCGUAGGCAUCAUUGUCGAAUUUGUGGCCGAGUUUUUUGUGCCAAGUGUACAGAAAACUCAGUUCCUGCCUCAUCUGCUGAGCCGAGGACUGGUCGGGAAGAUUGGGAAAGGAUUAGAGUAUGCAAUUAUUGCUUCAAGCAAUGGGAGCAGGGCAUAGCAGCUGUUGAUAGCGAGACCAAGGCGCCUAGUCCUGGUCUCAGUCCAUCACCAUCUGCAACAAGCUUGGUCAGUACCAAGUCCAGCUGCACCUGUAAUAGUGGUAGCAGCACUGUUGGUUCUACUCUGUUUUCAACUGGGCCAUACCACCGUGUGAACUAUAAUUCUGGUCUUAGUCCUUGUGAAUCUGCCCAGAUGAAUGCACCUACUGAACAAAACAAUGAGACAUCUGGGAUGAGCACAAAUCCAAGUUCAGCCAUGGUGGAUUCUUCCAACCAUUUUGGUCUUUGUAGUUACAGGAGUGAUGACGAAGAUGGUGGUUAUGGUGCAUAUCGUUCAAAUUCAGAAUGUAGGCGUUAUGCUCUUGCUGAGGAGUUUUCUAGUGCUAUCAAUAUCGACAAAAUUGGCUGUGUUUAUGAAUCAGAUAAAGUGCAUCCUGAUGGCGAGGACAUUGACUCAAAAAAUUUGAGUGGUUCACCAUUAGCUGAGAAUUUCGAUACACAAAGUGUGGACGGAAUCAAGAAAUUUGAAGAAGUAAAUGAGCAAGAAAACACUGAUCAGGAUGAAGCUCUUGCUUAUUAUGUGGAUGGUACAGAUGCUGAGCCUGUUGAUUUUGAGAACAAUGGGCUACUGUGGCUCCUUCCAGAACCUGAAGAUGAAGAGGAUGAGAGAGAAGCUGCUCUAUUUGAUGAUGAGGACGAUGAUGAGGGUGCUACAGGGGAGUGGGGAUAUUUACGCCCUUCAAAUAGCUUUGGAAGUGGGGAGUAUCGUAGUAGGGUUAAGUCUGGUGAGGAGCAUAGACAAGCCAUGAAAAAUGUGGUGGAAGGGCAUUUUAGGGCUUUGGUAUCUCAGCUUUUGCAGGUUGAAAACAUCCAUGUGGGUGACGAGGAUGGUGGAGAGAGUUGGUUGGAUAUAAUCACAUCUUUGUCAUGGGAAGCCGCAACACUUCUGAAGCCAGAUACAAGUAAGGGAGGAGGAAUGGAUCCAGGAGGAUAUGUGAAAGUUAAAUGCAUAGCUUCUGGGCGUCGCUGUGAAAGUGCUGUGGUUAGAGGAGUUGUCUGUAAGAAAAAUGUGGCCCAUCGUCGAAUGUCAUCAAAAAAAGAUAAACCUCGUUUUCUAAUCCUUGGAGGAGCUCUGGAAUAUCAGCGUAUUUCUAACCACUUGUCAAGUUUUGAUACAUUGUUGCAGCAGGAAAUGGACCAUUUGAAGAUGGCAGUUGCUAAAAUCGAUGCACAUCAUCCUAAUGUUCUCUUGGUGGAAAAAUCUGUGUCACGGUAUGCUCAAGAGUACCUUCUUUCCAACGACAUAUCACUUGUUCUCAAUAUUAAGAGGCCACUCUUAGAGCGUAUAGCCCGCUGCACUGGUGCUCAGAUAGUUCCAUCCAUUGAUCAUCUAACAUCGCCGAAGCUGGGGUACUGCGAUGUGUUCCAUGUGGAGAAAUUUCUUGAGGAGCAUGGAAGUGCUGGUCAAGGUGGGAAGAAAUUGACAAAGACUCUAAUGUUUUUUGAGGGUUGCCCAAAGCCUCUGGGUUAUACUAUUUUGCUCAAGGGUGCCCAUGGAGAUGAACUGAAAAAGGUAAAACAUGUGGUCCAAUAUGGAGUUUUUGCAGCUUAUCACUUGGCUCUCGAAACAUCAUUUCUUGCAGAUGAAGGUGCUACACUUCCGGAGCUCCCUUUAAAGUCUCCUAUAAAUGUUGCCUUACCCAAUAAACCAUCAAGUAUUGACAGGUCUAUUUCCACCAUACCUGGUUUUACCGUCCCAUCCUCUGGGAAGCCUGUGGCUUCUCAACCUAUAAAUAAUUUUCAGAAAUCCAACGAAGUUGUCAUCUCAGAUAGCUCAUCAUCUGCCAACAUUGACCCCCCUUGCCAAUCUGUAGGGGUCAGUUCAUCUAGCUUGUCAAAAGGUCCUCACACUACGUCCAAGGAAUCUGCCUCGGACUCUGAUGAAGCUAUUGCUUCCUUGAAUUCACUCUCUGCUUUGAGGGAUGAUAUCUCUUAUAACAGUGUUUCCUCCAUAAGUCAUGCAUUUUGUAAGGACAAUAAAGUGGAUCCUAAAGAAUCUCUUCGAACUAAAACAACUAGCAAUGGAGAAGCUAUAAUGAGUGACCCAUUUAUUUCUCUUUGUCAAAGAUUAUCAGAAGCAGCAGAGCAAUGUGAUGAUCCUGGUGGCAGUAAUCAUGCUGAUGGCAGUAGCGUGAUGGCUGCCAAUCAUCUGGGCAGCAGAGAGUUGCAAUCCUCAAAGCAAGAGAUUAGCAACAAAUCUGAAGAGAUGGGGUCCUCGAAGGAAGAGUUUCCUCUUUCACCUUCAGACCACCAGAGCAUUUUGGUGUCUUUAUCAACACGUUGUGUGUUGAAGGGAUCUGUGUGUGAACGAUCCCUUCUCUUUCGAAUCAAGUAUUAUGGGAGCUUUGAUAAGCCUUUGGGGCGAUUUUUACGAGAUAAUCUGUUUGAUCAGAGCUUCCAUUGUCGUUCAUGUGAGAUGCCAUCUGAGGCACAUGUUUAUUGUUAUACUCAUCGGCAAGGUAGCCUGACAAUAUCUGUUAAGAAGCUGUCAGAGCCUCCCUUAUCCGGAGAGCGGGAAGGCAAGAUUUGGAUGUGGCAUAGGUGCUUGAAAUGCCCUCGGACCAAUGGGUUCCCUCCAGCCACUCGAAGAGUUGUAAUGUCUGAUGCUGCUUGGGGUUUAUCCUUUGGGAAAUUUUUGGAGCUGAGCUUUUCUAACCAUGCAGCUGCUAGCAGAGUUGCAAGCUGUGGUCAUUCCCUUCACAGAGAUUGUCUUCGAUUCUAUGGUUUCGGGAGAAUGGUUGCUUGUUUUCGAUAUGCCUCCAUUGAUGUUCAUUCCGUAUAUCUUCCACCUUCAAAACUGGAAUUUAAUUAUGAUAAUCAGGAGUGGAUACAAUGUGAAGCAAAUGAGGUGAGUAACAGGGCAGAAUUUUUAUUUACUGAAAUGUACAAUGCUCUUCGAAAGAUCUCAGAGAAACUAUCAGGCCCAGGGUCACAAGAUUGUGGCAUUAAGGCACCUGAAAGAAACAUCUGUAUCGAGGAAUUGGAAGCAAUGCUCCAAAAGGAUAGAGAAGAACUUCAGGAAUCUUUACAGGAAGCACUUUGUAAGGAGCUUAAAGCUGGCCAUCCUGUUAUUGACAUUCUUGAGAUGAAUAAGUUACGGAGGCAAAUACUCUUUCUGUCUUAUGUUUGGGACCAACGACUGAUACAUGUAUGCGGUUCAAUUAACAAUAAUAUACAGGAAGUUAUGAGCAGCCCCAUUCCUAAACUUGGGUUGAAGCCUGUAAAUUCUAUGGAAAAGCUUCCUGAGAUGAAUGUCAGUCCCAAACCAAGUAAAUCCUUCAAUAGUUGCGAAUCUGCCCUAGUUGAGACCAAGCCUAACAUAAAAAUGAAUCAAGGAGGCAAUGCUGGUGUAAUUGACAAAUCAGGUGGAGAUCACCCAGAAAAGGGCAUAGGCGAGGAUUUUAAUAACAGGAAGGAGGCUGAACCUUCUGUUUCUUCUAGUAUAAAUACCAGUGAGAAUUCUGAUUCUCCUGAAUCUGGAAAAGUAGUACAAAGGGCCCGGUCAGAAGGGGAAUUGCCAAUUAUGGCAAAUUUAUCUGACACCCUUGAGGCAGCAUGGACUGGUAAAAGUCACCCAGCUAGCAUGAAUUCUAAGGAGAAUGGUUACUCUGCUCCUGAUUCAGUUGCAGUGGAUGUGUCAGGUGCAGUAAAUUUGGAUCUGGGAGUUCUUGCUAGUGAUCGUGGUGAAGGGGAGGUGACUCGUUCUCCUCAGCCUUCUUUGCCUGCUAAGAAACUUGAAAGCCUGGAGAAGUCAAUGAGCUGGGCAAACAUGCCAUUUCCAAAUUUCUACAGCUCAUUUAACAAGAACUCUUCAUUCAAUCCUCGAAAGCUAAGUAUCAACGACCAUAGUCCAGUUUAUGUAUCUUCAUUUAUGGAGUUGGAAAGGCAAUGUGGUGCCAGGUUGUUGCUUCCUCUUGGUGUUAAUGAUACAGUAGUGCCUGUUUAUGAUGAUGAGCCCACUAGUAUUAUAGCCUAUGCACUUGUCUCAUCAGAUUAUCAUUCACAGAUGUCUGAGGUGGAGAGACCAAAAGAUGCUGCAGAUUCUGCAGUUUCAUCGUCGCUUUUUGAAUCAGUAAAUCUACUCUCACUUAAUUCUUUUAGUGACGUAUCAUCUGAGGCUUACAGAAGUUUUGGAUCUGGUGAUGAUAGUAUCUUGUCUUUGUCUGGGUCAGGCUCCCUGGUUUCUGACCCUCUCUUGUAUACAAAAGAUCUGCAUGCUAGGGUUUCUUUUACAGAUGAUGGUCCCCUUGGGAAGGUGAAGUAUUCUGUAACAUGCUAUUAUGCAAAGCGGUUUGAGAGCUUGAGGAGGACUUGCUGCCCUUCUGAGCUAGAUUUUGUACGGUCUCUCAGUCGUUGUAAGAAGUGGGGUGCCCAAGGUGGCAAGAGCAAUGUCUUCUUUGCAAAAACUUUAGAUGAUCGGUUUAUCAUCAAACAAGUUACAAAGACAGAAUUAGAAUCAUUUGUUAAGUUUGGACCAGCUUAUUUCAAAUAUUUGUCUGAGUCAAUCAAUACAAGAAGCCCAACUUGCCUGGCCAAGAUAUUGGGCAUGUACCAGGUUUCAUCAAAGCACCUUAAAGGAGGGAAGGAGUCCAAAAUGGACAUGUUGGUGAUGGAAAAUCUUCUCUUCAGGCGUAAUAUUACAAGGCUUUAUGACCUUAAAGGAUCAUCUCGGUCUAGGUAUAAUCCUGAUACAAGUGGCAGCAACAAAGUUCUUCUGGAUCAGAAUUUGAUUGAAGCAAUGCCGACUUCUCCAAUUUUUGUUGGAAGCAAGGCAAAACGGUUGUUGGAGAGGGCUGUCUGGAAUGACACUUCCUUUCUUGCAUUAAUCGAUGUAAUGGACUACUCAUUACUUGUUGGUGUGGAUGAGGAAAAAAACGAGCUUAUUCUCGGAAUAAUCGAUUUCAUGAGGCAAUACACAUGGGACAAACACCUUGAAACAUGGGUGAAGACCUCAGGCAUCCUUGGAGGGCCUAAAAACACCUCACCGACAGUGAUAUCACCCCAACAAUACAAGAAACGAUUCAGAAAAGCCAUGACAGCUUAUUUUCUCAUGGUGCCAGAUCAGUGGUCUCCUCCAACGAUUGUUCCAAGCGGGUCACAGACAGACCUUUGUGAAGAAAAUAAUAACAGUACACAAAGUGGUCUCCUUCAACAAUGAUGUGCAAUCCUUCUGCCUGUGUGUCAAGACUCAAUAUGUAAGUUCAAUACCUUUCUUUCUUUUCACCUUCUUUUAUUUUUUAAAAGAAAAUAUAAUUUUUGCCUCUUUUUUUUUUUUUUUUUUUUUCUUCCAUCCAAUUGUAAUUUCUAAAUGGCUGCCACUUUGUAUCAUCAUCAUCAUCAAUGUAUGCAUCUGUUAUUUUUUUAGUUAUAAGCAGGAUGUUUAAUUCAAGUGAGAUAUCCAGUCAAAUAAGGUAAUCCAAAUAUUCAUGUUACGCUCGUGUUUACUAUAAACACUUGUUAUAAUCGUGUUUAACAAGUUUUACAGAUUAUAUGUAUGUGUAUAUAUUUUUAUAUUAUAAAAUAAGGUUUUUCUUUUGGAUAAUAUUACAUUUGGUACUUUUAUUUUCUAAAAAUGUCUAAUGCGGUGUUUAUAUUUUGGAAAUUUUCAUUGUAGUAUUUGAACUAUCAAUAUGUACUUUUACAAUUCAGGUACCAUAUUGGACUUUUUCAAAGUAGAAGCACCACUAUGUUUUUUUAAAAAGUACAAGUACAAUAUUUGACAAUUUAUGAAAGUACAAGUAUUAUAAUUGAACAAGCAUUGAUAGUUAAGGUAUUGGACAUUUUCGGACGUUUUCAAAGUACAGGUAUUGUGAUAUUAUUCUUAAAAAAACAACAGUUCUGUUGGCAUGUUUAAAAUAUUUAUGGAAGAUAGGCGGAAUGGUUAUUUGUAACAUAAA